Messenger RNA from Octopus sinensis (East Asian common octopus), 3214 nucleotides. Its product is annotated as sodium bicarbonate transporter-like protein 11. Bases 519 to 3173 code for a protein of 884 amino acids. The transcript is spliced from 17 exons. The record is from RefSeq and is a predicted model, not a curated record. Lineage: Eukaryota; Metazoa; Mollusca; Cephalopoda; Octopoda; Octopodidae. Gene Ontology annotation, cellular component: plasma membrane; basolateral plasma membrane. Gene Ontology annotation, molecular function: solute:inorganic anion antiporter activity. Gene Ontology annotation, biological process: monoatomic anion transport; monoatomic ion homeostasis; transmembrane transport.
GAAACAAAAACCAACAAGCAGAAAAAGAAAAUAAAACACACAAAAAAAAAUAACCACAACUAACAAUUAACUUUAAGCUUCAUCAUCCAUUUAUGUUAUUAUUUACAAGGGAAUUAUUUUAAAAACGAUUAUGCUAUAUUUUCCUUUGCUUCAUUUUGGGUGAAAACAAAAGCGAAAUUCACCUUUCUCUGCCACCCAAACUAAUUGCCAUAGUAACCUGACUUAGUAAACUCAUUUGCCUAAUCCAGCCCGAUCUAUCUUCUUUAAACACCUGUAACAUCCUUCAAAAACAUUCAAUCAAAUUUUCACUCUACCAUGAUGGAAACGGAAUAUUUGGGACAACAUUUCUGAUUUUGGGUUACUAUUUUAGGGUGUUUACCCCCAAUUCUCACUCAAUCUUUCCUGUUUCUUUCCCUCCAUUUCUCUCUCUCUCUUUCUUUCUUUCUUUCUUUCUCUCUCUCUCUCUCUCUCUCUCUUUCUCUAUCUCCUUCCCUCUUCAACUGAACACCUUAAUCAAUAUGGCAGCCAGAAACAGUACAUAUAUAGAAGACGAAGAAGAAGAAGAUGAACCAGAGGAAAUACCUGAAAUAUUCGAGAGGAAUAUCUCACAGGCAAGGCCAGUGUAUGGAAGCAUCAUUCGUGAUAACAGAAAAAUGCCUGCCGACGCUGUUUAUGCUUCGACAUCAAGAGAAAUUUACCCAAAGAACAGGUACUAUUCUACAGAAUCAUCAAGUUAUUGUGGUUUUCCAGGCAGCCUAACCAUGACAUCAGUUUCAGAGGAAUCUGUUAUGGAUGAUGAAGAACUUUUGUACAGAGUUUAUGAGAGGCUGCCCUUAAAAGACUUUUCCCAAGAGAUCCGUGCACACCGUGACGUGGAUAACUAUUUGUGUAACACAUUGCUGUUGCUAGAUAUAGAGGAGAGCAAUAUGGAAGAUAUUGUCCAGUUGAUGAUUGAUAAAGUUUUGGAAACACAAACGAAGCAAAAUCUCAAUAUGGCUGACCUCAUGAAAACCAUAUUUGCAAUGCAAAGAGUGGACCUCCUCAGCAGAACCAUUCAAGGAGUGAAGUUUUCUCAGCUGAACACACUUCAAUAUGACCAUACUUGGCUCUGUAUGUUAUGUGAGUGGCCAACGGUGAUAAAAAGACAUACAGUGAUAGCCAGACUUCUUCAUCCGGUCAAUAUGGGCUGCACCAGUCAAGAAGUCGUCUUUGUGAUUUUGGUUGUGGCUUCCAACAAAGAGAAAAGUACAAAAUCUGUGGUGGAAACUGCACGUACAUUUUGUACUUUGUUUGCUGAUAUGGACUGCCGAUGUCGCCUGCUUGAAGCUAAGAAUGAUGAAGAUUUCCGGAAUAUCUUGAAAGAAGAAACACGCAUGCUGUUUAGUAAGUUCAUCAGAAACUCGAAAAUAACCCUAAAAACUUGUUUAACAAAAACUGAACCAGAAGAGGAUGAGAAGAAAUAUGCAAUUUGUCAAGGAAUUAAAGAGGAUCUGAAACGCCGACUCAAACAUUAUAUGUCUGAUUACAAAGAUGGUUUAAAUGGAAAAAAGGCCCUUCGGAAAGUUGUUCCAGCUUCCCUUUUCCUGUAUUUUGCUUGUAUUCUUCCAAAUGUUGCAUAUGGAAUGAUAAUCAGCAAUGAUACGCAUGGAGCAAUAGAUAUACAACACGUAUUAUUGGGUCAGUUUUUGGCUGGUAUUCUCUUUAGUUUGAUAGGAGGUCAAACCAUGAACAUAUUGUUAACUACAGCACCACUGACAUUAUUCACCAGAGUUGUAGCCAACAUCUGUGACGACUUCGGCAUUGAUUUCCUUGGAAUGUUUGCUUGCGUUGGUAUUUGGAGUUCAAUCUUCCUCAUUUCAUACUCCAUUUUUGGUUUCUGCAACCUCUUGAAAUGGUCAACCAGAUCCACAGAAGACAUUUUCUACACAUUUGUUUCAUUAAUAUUUUUUACAGAGGCUAUGAGAGAGAUGUAUAAAAGUUUCCAACAACAUUACUUUCCUUGUCAAGCUGAUAUACACUCGGCAAGCCAAUGGAAUACAACCUUGAAUUCCGACACUAAUGGUCACCCUCGCUUCAGUGCCAUUCCUCGAAAUAAACAGCCACACUCGAGUGUCAUGAAGGUGGAUCAACUAUGUCAGCAGGAGACAAGUAUUUUGUUCAUAUUUCUAAUGACUGCAACACUAUGGUUGGCAACAACGCUUUCCAACUUCACGAAAACACCUUAUUUAAGUGCACAAAAAAGACAGCUGCUGGCUGAUUAUGCAAUUCCACUGACAAUUUUGAUUAUGACAAUAGUGUCAACAAUAUUCUCAAGCAUCUACAGUAAGUUCUGGGCAAAUUUUUACAUUUACCUACCUAUCGAGAAAAAAAAAAGUUUCAAAAUUAACUUUUACUUUUUUUUUUCUUAUACAGUGGAACCAUUAUUACUACCAUCAAAUGUUACACUUGGUCCGGCACCUUUAUACAAACUUUCAGCUGGAGCAGUUGUUACCUCUUUCUUCCUUGGCUUCAGUCUCUCAUUACUGUUUUUCAUCAAUCAUAACAUCUCAAGUGCUCAAAUUAACAAUGCAACAUACAAACUUAAGAAAGGAUCAGCCUAUCACUGGGAUUUACUUGUUAUAGCUAUCAUAAACAUUAUGUUAUCAAUCAUUGGAUGUCCAUGGAUGCAUGUAGCCCUCCCAGUAUCUUCACAACAUGUCAAGAGUAUGGCUCAGAUGGAAGAACGAGUUGAGCAAGGAAGUAUACAUCAAAUCAUUGUACAGGUCAGAGAAACCCGUGUAACCAGCCUUAUCUGCUACAUGAUGCUUGGCCUAUCCCUUUUGCUGCUGCCUCAUCCACUCGCAGAUAUCCCAAGACCAGUGUUGUGUGGAUAUUUUCUCUAUAUGGCAAUCAUAUUUCUUUCAGACAGACAACUUAUCGACAGAUUUCUACUCCUAAUAACCGAACAGUCAUCCUAUCCACCAAGUCAUUACAUCAGACGAGUGCCACAGAGAGAUAUCCACAAAUAUACAUUUUCCCAGAUGGCUCAACUUCUAUUUUUAUGUAUUUUUGGUCUUGUUCCAGUUCCUUACAUACAAAUGUUCUUCCCAAUGGUAAUGGUCUCUCUUGUUUUUAUCAGACACAUGUUAGUACCCAAGGUUGUGGAGAAGAAACAUCUCGCUGUACUUGACUAAUACCUGCUGGGCAACAAAUGAAAAUUACUGAAAAUAAAAAU